Messenger RNA from Dunckerocampus dactyliophorus (ringed pipefish), 5116 nucleotides. It is a transcript of the gene tp53inp2b, whose product is annotated as tumor protein p53-inducible nuclear protein 2. Gene Ontology annotation, biological process: positive regulation of DNA-templated transcription; autophagosome assembly. Gene Ontology annotation, cellular component: nucleus; autophagosome. Lineage: Eukaryota; Metazoa; Chordata; Actinopteri; Syngnathiformes; Syngnathidae. Bases 1797 to 2717 code for a protein of 306 amino acids. The record is from RefSeq and is a predicted model, not a curated record. The transcript has 4 exons.
ACAUACAUUCCUCAUAUAAAACGGCAGUCAUCGUCAAAUCAUAGGUGUUGCAUGUUAUAAUGAACAAUUCAUUUGACCUUAUUGUACAAACUACAUUUUACUGCUGUGUAUGAAGUAAUUCCCCUCAAAUUAGGUUAUUCAUAUACGCGUUAAGUCGUUUGAUCAAGUAUUUAGACGCCCUUGCCAGGAAAAUGACACCAAUCUGCAUUCUGCGCUGUUGUGCAAACUGCACCAAAUGCUGAUGUGAAGUCGAUGGCGGAUGUACAUGUUGUCUGGGCGGCCCGUGGAGGCUCUCAGUAAACAUUUAUUUUUCUUCUAAAUAUUAGUGACGCUGCAUUGUCAGUGUCAGCCCACAUCUUGUUGAGUGUCGCGUCGCUGAGCCAGGACUGUCAUUGCUUUGACCCUUCAACUGGAGGGCUUACACGGAUAAUUCAUCGUUAACCUGGAUUCCCGACAGAAUGUCUCUCUGUAUUCUCACGUCGAGUUUUACUCAUUUUACCAAACCGCUUGAUUCGUUCAUGUAUUGCAAAUAUUAGACAUCGUUGCAGCAGCAUAAUUCAACAUUGAUACAAUUCGAAUCUGAACGGGAAUAUUUUCGAUAUGGUGACUGCAGAAGAAAGCCCUUAUUACUCUUGUGCUAAAAAUGUCCUGUAAUUUGCUGCUCAGAAUCUUUUCUUCCUCCGUUUCGCCAUAAAAUAGGCUGGAGUCAGCGUCGGUGAGCAAGUAGUGACGUCAGCGCAUCUUGUUUUCAUUCUUAGUCCCCGCCCAUGUCUGGAAACCCCGCCCCCAGCAGCAAAACUCCACUUUUCAGUUCGUUACUGCAGCUUAAAGGUAUAAUGGAGGAAUUACUGUAUACUACUAAAAAUAAUAACCAUCAAAUACUAUGGAAUGAAUAACAUUAUAGAGCUCCACUCAUCUAGGAUGCAAGUGUGGCCAGAGGGGGGCCAAAGGAGGACAAGCAUUAUUGGUAAUAUCAACUAGGCACAUAUCCGUGGAGCGCACCCGCUGUUUGCCACUUAUUUGUCAUGCAGUCUUCAUUAGUGCAGUAAUACAUAGUGUUGACAACACACCUCAGUCUGACAUUACCUUUUAAAUCGUAUUUUUAGGGAUCCAAAUUACAGAUUUCAAACUGUACUACGCGGUCUCUCGUUUUCAUUUUCACCAUUGUGUUCUCCAUCUGCACAAACUAUACAUUUGAAAGAACAUUUUCAUAAAAGGAGUGUGAUUUAAUGUGGCCAGUCGUGUGUUUAUCAAAGAUCUAUCUUAUCUAAGACAGGAUGUAACCAAGUAAACACUAUUGUUGGCCGAGUGAUGCUGCGUUGAUGUUACCUCGGAGAAUACGGCUCUUGAAGAAAGCGUAUUUUUCAGUUGUUCUCCUAGGUAAAACCAAAGUAAAACCUGACUGUAUCAUCGGUCAGACAAGAAUCCAGUUACCUAUAUAUGUAGAUUUAUAGAAAAUAGCACAUCUACCCUUAACAUCAAAGACACGAAAGCGUUGCACAUAGUGACGUUGUAUUCACGGAACAAGGGUAGGGUAAUUAAUUAUGCUACGACACUUAUGUUUGAGUCAAUCUCCAUCUUGACAAUUCGGCCUUUUGCUCCAAACCAAGUGAAACCUUACAUUUGCACUACUGAAGCCCACCCUCCCAUUGUCCAAGUCAAGAUCCAGCAAGGGCUUUGAAUGAAAAUAAAUAAUAAUAUAUGACUACAAGUUAUAUUUAAUCGCAAAUACCAUUCAAAGGCAGCUACAGCUUUUUUUGUGUUGGACAAAAGCACCCAAGACAAUACAAGCCGUCAUGUUUCAACGUCUGAGCAACCUACUGUUUGGGGAGGUAGAAGAGGUGGCAGCUGAGCUGAAGGGACCCAAGCCCUGUGUGACGGAGGCUGAUGAAGAAGGAUGGAUGCUAGUUAACCUGCCUGACGAAUCUGGCUGCAUAAUGCCGGCUGAGGAUGAGACACAGACCCAACUUCUUGCACAUCCAGUUAAAGACAGUAAUCAAUCAAAUCAUAAAGACACUCUGACACGGACUGAAUGCCAAUCUUCCAUUCCCCGCCCACCAAACAAACGGCGUAGGACACGAAAAAGUCAGACGCAAGUGGCAGUAGUAUUGUCAGACCCACUGUCUUGCCCAAGAUGGGUCAGAAUGGCCACGGCCUCCUCCACCCAGUCCUCUUCUCCUACUGGGAGCGAGUGUGGGGGCAGUGGAGAUAGCAGUAGGGCAGGCUCAGAGAACCUGAGAGCCUCAGACAGAGGCUGCAUGGAUGAGAGCUGGUUUGUCACCCCUCCCCCCUGUUUCACUGCAGAAGGAGCCACCGCAGAAGCGAGCCCAAUGGAGGACCUGCUCAUCGAGCACCCCAGCAUGUCUGUGUACGUCUCCCCAAACAACCUGUCCAUCGUCUCCAACGGCAAUCUUUCCAUGGUGAGCGAGGAAAGCAUUAUGAGCAUGGCAAGCAGUGUGAGCACAGUGGCUGAGCCAGCUGCUGCUCCGGCUACCCACACCCCCGGUCCAUUCAGGGUGACUUUUGGACCUUAUGUCCAGUCUAAGGUGGCCCAAGGGGCCAGGAUCCACCGUGGCAAAGCCCGCAUUGAGCGACGCCACCUGAGCCGCAACCGCAUUCAACGCCAAAACCGCACUAGGGAGCAGGUUCCUCGUCACGCAAGCCACGCUCGAAACACCUUCCUUCACCAGCCUAGCAAGCGUAACUUCUGCCACUAAACCCCCAAACAACUGAGGGGCACUGUUUACUCUGAGGGCAUUCAAGGAGCAUAGUCAACUUGUUACACAUUCAGUGCAUUUAACAUGUCUGGUUUUGUUUUGGUACAUUGAUGCACAAAUUUGAUUCAGCAUUUUGUAAUAGUCUGCUGCCCUGUUUUGCUGUUAAGAACACAAGCCCUCAGAGUAGAUCUGAGUCGAACUUCACUAUACUUUCUGCAGUAUCCAUACAAAUUUUAAAAAUACUGACUUACGUAAUACAGAAAAAUAACAAAGUUUAGCUAUAUUGGUUUCUUCUUCUUAGUCUUUCAAUCUUCCCUAAGGCAUGUUUUAUAUUAAUACAACCAUGACGACAGAUUCAUUUCAAAUUUACAUUAAUAAGUUAUUUUCUCGGACUGGACAGAUAAGAAUUGCGGGAACCUUGCAUGACAGAAACAUGGCUAAACCUUAUUUGCAGAAAAAGCAACCCAUCAUUUCCUUAAAGCUUCAUUUUAAGUUAUGCCCACAUUACAUUUUUAUUUUUGUCCAGGAAAAAUGGAUGGAUAUAACGUAUGUAAUGACUGUGGGAUAACAAGCACAAAAAUGUAUUAUAUAUUUGCAUUGUGGCAAACAGUUUUUUUUCCUGUCACUUAGAGAAGGGUGAGUGCAAGUAAGAAGAUGGUGGGAGGGUGAGCAAAACAGACUAAAGAGUAAAAAAUAAUGAUGAUGUGAAUUACAACCAAGCGAUGUGAAAGAAUAGUUUUUUAGGAAAGUGUUAAGUGACCCUUUAAAGCAGACUGUUUUCUCACGAGAUCAUGACAAUUCCCUUCAAUUUCUAUGUUAGAUACCGGUUAAGUUACCUAUCAUCAAAUAUGAAAAGGUGAGUAUUUAAUAAGAUACAGGCCCUGGCUUUGGGUCACAGGGUAUGUCAGGAUAUAGUACGUGCAGAGUGGUACUGGUGGUAUAUAGCUCUUUGUUUUGUUUUGUUGAUUCUAAGUCUGCAAGGUUCCACCAAUGUCAACCUGUUUAUGCAGAGAAAGUGAACAUUUGACUUAAGAAAAUAAAUUGAAACCUGUUUUCUGUGCAGCAUGGUCAUGGUAACUAAAUGUUGUCGUCUGCCAACUGAAGCAAAGUGCCCAGUACACCAGGUACACUGUGUGCUGUGAUUCUCCACAUUAUACAAAAAAAGACAAGAAAAUAUUUGUGUACAUCAGUCGCUUUCAUUAAUCAAAACAAUAAAAUAUCCCUGGCUGAGGCAGUUUUUAAGAAAAGGUGUAACUCAAGGAAAUGUUCCAUCAACAGAUCUGAACAUCGCUGUCUCCUUGUAUGCACACCAAACUCUUCACAUUGUCCACUUAGAAAUUCAGCUGAAAGAUAUGUAUUCAACAAAAAUAGUAAACAAUGGUGCUGAUGUGUAUACUAAUGUUUGUAAAUUAUUUGAGACAUGGAUGUAAGUUUGCACUCAUAGAGUUGUGUGAGUCCAAAGUUUUACCAGUGUGCUGUGUGCUUGUGUUUUACUUUUGUGACAUUUUUUCCCCCUUUUUGUGUGUGAGAAAGUAAAAAAAAACAACCCUAAAAACAUUCAUUAUGCUAGUCCUUUAUUACUCUUGUAAAUAUUCUAACACACUUUUUAGCGCUCUGUUAGAUGUCAAAACCUCUCAAGACCUGAGUCCACGAUGUUGAGUUCAGUUGGAGUGAGGUGACUCCUCUCUUGCCUCACCUUGGUGCUCCUUAUCAAAAUGGAGAGGGCUGCUCAGUUGCCAUAAUGGCAUCUUUUCCCCCAAUAUGAGUUACAUCUCACUGAGGAGCACAAUGAAAAUCGCACUAGGCUGAGAGUUGAUGUGCCAUAGGCUUACACCGCCUGUCAUAGGGUCCACUUAGCCAAGUACUUGCUGAAUGUGGCCGGGUGAGGACAUUGACAUGGUUGCAAUACAAUCUGUACUGCUGUGUUAGUGAUAGGCACAAUCUUUGGAAAGGGGAUGAAUGUGUCGUAUUUAAAAUUGUUUUCUUUUGAAUAAUAUACCAAAAUAGUUUUUUUUGUUCUUAUAGUAAUCUAUUAAAGUAUGUUAAUUUAUUUUUGUUCUGUUUACUGCUAUGUCUUUUGCAGGGAAUAGACAUGAGAUGACACAACUGGGUUCUUGAUGAGAGAACGAUCUAUGCUUGAUUGUGGGUGUGUGUAAACAUCAAGCUGUGUCGCUGCAAAACUGUCUUUUUUCCCCUCACUUUUGUCAUGUAAGGAAAUGUGCUUUCAGUGUGUUGUGUGUGAACAUUGGGAAGUGUGCAUUCAGAGUAAAAGACAUCCAACCAUGUGUUGAGGGAGUGGUCGUGCUAUGUGUUGAACAUCUAUGAUGUGAGUGCAUGGACAGGUAAAUGAUGAGGCAUAGUUUAUAUUUAAAGAAAUAAAACGUAUAUGUAUAAUACAA